Messenger RNA from Ananas comosus (pineapple), 1000 nucleotides. RefSeq lists its product as uncharacterized. The coding region runs from base 79 to 675 and encodes 198 amino acids. NCBI's taxonomy places the organism in Eukaryota, Viridiplantae, Streptophyta, Magnoliopsida, Poales, Bromeliaceae. The transcript has 3 exons. The record is from RefSeq and is a predicted model, not a curated record.
CCCAACAACGAACGAACGAACGAACGAACGACCGACCGUCUCUCCUCGAUCGUCCUCUCGCGAUCCGUCCAUCCAUCCAUGGCGAGCCGUAACAGCGCCGAUCCCAGCAGCUGCUACAGCACUCCGCCGAAGCUGUGCUUCUACUCCCUCCCGAGCCUCCGCCCCGAGCCUCCGGGUUUGGCCACGCCCCCUCUCCACCUGCCGGCCUCCGUCCCCUUCCUCUGGGAGGAGGCCCCCGGCAGGCCCAAGAGGGACAGGGACGACCCCCCGCCGCUUGUAGAUGAUCUCAUCGAUGCCAGGAGGACCCCGCAUCCCUAUCCCUGGAAGAAGAACAGCAGCAGCAGCAGCAGCAGCAGCAGCAGCAGGAUCAGGAGCCAGCUGGAACUCCCCCCCGGGAUGGCGGCGCUGCAUGGGGCGUUGGCGGCGGCGGAGACGAAGGGCGAGGAGUACUCCCCCACCGCCGUCCUCGAUGGUCCCUACGCUCUCAACGAGCACGCACCGCCGGAGGAGUUCGAAGAGCGGAAAGCGCGGAUCACCAGGUUCGGGAGCACCCGGAAGAGGAGUCUCGCUAAUGUAUUAUCCCUCCGCACCACCUCUCACCUCUGGACCAACAUUUAUGAGAGCCUGAAGCAGGUCGUUUCGCGGAGAAGGGCUCGGAAAACUCAAGUUUUUUGAAGGUGACAAAUAGAUACCCCUCAAUGCGGGUUAGUGGAGCAUUGGCUAAUUAAUUAAACUUUUUUGCUGUAUACAAGCAAACUUACUAAUUACUGUAGAGUCUGUAUCUGUCGAUAUAUAUGCAGCUAGUGCGCGUCUCUCUGUUGAACUCCUUACGGAAGAUCAGGGACAUAUGCCCUUUACUUACUACUGUACUUUCAACACAUGUGGUGCUGCGAAUUAUAAUACGUUCUUCUGUCUUUGAAAGUAUAAAUCUGUUAGAAAACUUUGGGUUGUAUAAUUGGAUGCCUGUAUGUGUGCACAAAUCAGUGAUGGUUAAAACCAA